UUAAAGUGGCUAGAAGUGUCUAAUUCAAUAUCUGUGAAGUUUUAAAAUCCAACUAAGUUGGUUGGCCUCUUGUUGAUUUUUUCUCGUGUUCAGCCCAUCUAUCUUUGUCAAUUUUUGUACAUGAAUUCAUGACGAAUGAUUGUGUACAUACAUGUAUUUCAGUAUGGGUUGUUCAGAUCUAUGCAUGUGCCAUGGUGUGCUUAUUCUUCAGUGGAUAAUUCUCUUCUUGAAGGAUUUACUAAGGAGUCUGUAGAUAAUUUAUUAGCCGGUGAUAUUGUCGAAUUUUGUUGUCAUUAGUGCAACAUAACUCCUGGGCAGAUUGAUUGUUUCCAAGUCCGAAGUUUGGCCUUGCAUUAGAUAGAAUUCGCACGGGGCAAAAUCAAUUCUGCUUUACAUAAUCUGUUAGCAGUUACCGGAAUGUGUACUUAGCCUCAAAAUGGCAUACUUUGUGUAAAGCGCUAACUACACACAUACUGUAGCCAUGUAGCAUGUAAAAUGUCCACAACUAGGAAAAUGGCGAAUUUCUGUGCUCUAAUCGUACAUGGGGCCUACAACUGUUGGCCAAUAUAACAAAUUUUUGCUGCAGUACCAACCACGUGGAAUAUUUUAGCUAAUCAUGGAGAAAUAUCUUGUGUCCGUUUUCAACUUUUUGCCAAUUUAGGCUAACUCGGUAUAAAUGGUGUGCAAUUUUUUUCUCGUGGAUACUGUGAAGUUUUGGGUGAGAUUCUUUCGAUCACGGAAUAUAUUCGUCUAAAUGGUUGUUUAUGGGAAUACCAACAACAUGCCAGCGCCGUUACCUAGGAAUAAAAAUGGCUUCACCAUGCCGUUGGAGUUGCGGCUCCGCGGUAUGGAGACGGUCAAGUCAUUCGUACGCCUCCACGGAGAUGAAUACAUCAAACAAUUCCUACAAGAGUUUGCCACUCUUACGAAAGAACUUAAUCAGGUACGGGACCAGCUUUUGGAGCGAGAGGAGGAAAUCACGGAGUUAAAGGCCGAGAGGAAUAACACCAGGCUGCUGCUAGAACAUCUCGAGUGCUUGGUCUCGCGACACGAACGUUCGCUCAGAAUGACGGUCGUCAAGCGGCAAGCCUCGUCCCCAGCAGGCGUCUCGAGCGAGGUUGAAGUGCUGAAAGCCCUCAAGUCAUUAUUUGAGCAUCAUAAAGCUUUAGAUGAAAAGGUGCGAGAACGAUUACGGGUAGCAUUAGAGAGAGUUCAACAGCUAGAGGAAGAGGUAUCAGGACAGAAUUCCGAGUUGUUUACGUUUCGGGAGCAGCAGGCGAAAUCGCGGCAUUCCAGUGGGGAGGAUGGCAAACUCAACAAAACACCAUCAUCGGAGUCGACAACCAAUGAUAAUAAUGAUAAUAAAGAAUCUUACCCUAAGAGAUUAUCAAACGGCUCGAUCGACCCGGACAGCGAGGUCAACCGCGUUAUAGAACUUCAGGAGACGAUAGAGAAGCAAAAUAACGAAAUUACAAGUACUAGGAAACAAAUAAACGAACUUUCUAAUAAAUUAAAAGAAACUGAGGAAAGUUUGACGCAGGCUCAAAAGGAUUUAAUCAAGUCACAGGAACAAAUAGUCAAAUUACAACGAGAUCUGAGAGAGUCCGAUGCACAGAAGGGAGACCAAGAGGAGCGGAUAGCCACGUUAGAGAAACGGUACCUGAAUGCUCAGAGAGAAUCCACGUCUUUACACGACCUCAACGAUAAGUUAGAAUCUGAACUCGCCAUGAAGGAAUCAAGCCUUAAAUCCAAUGAAGACAGGGUGCGGAAUCUACAAGAGAAGUUAGAACUUACGGAACAGCGACUACAACAGUUACUACGUAAAGCUGAAGCACUGCCGACGGUCGAAGCUGAGCUUGAACAGCGCAUGGCGGCGCUAUCACAGUCGCCGAGGAGUCAGGCUCAAGAACGUCAUGGGUCAGCGGAGGAAAAGGUGUCAGAGUUAGAAACGGAAUUGGAGGAGAAGAAUCAAGAACUUCUAAGGGCGCGGCAACGGGAAAAGAUGAAUGAGGAUCACAAUACGCGGCUAUCAGCGACGGUCGAUAAAUUGUUAUCAGAGUCCAAUGAGAGGUUACAACUCCACUUGAAGGAGAGGAUGCAAGCGUUAGAAGAAAAGAACCAGCUCACUCAGGAACUGGACCGAAUACGAAAAAUAUUAGAUGAAACACAAUUAGAAAAGGAACGAAUACUUGACGAGUUAGAGAAGGCCAAGAAACAAAUUGCCACGUUACAAUUACAAUUAGAUCAAUUUAGCAGCAUGCUAAGCAAUACGGGGUACCCCCUGACACCAAACGUAGUGAUAGAGAACCGUAAUGAUGGCAGCGCACAGGAGGCUCUACUUAGAUUGCAGCGGGGCCGAGAACAGGCUCUUGUUGACGAGCCAGAGAAGGUAGUGAACACCCUUAACGAACAAGAAUGGGAAAAACUACAGCAGGCGCACGUACUCGCCAACGUACAACAGGCAUUUGACGCGAGCGACACGGAGGGGGGCGGGACCGACGAUAAUGAAUCUAUAUUUGGUGCUGUUGACUUGCUGUCUCCCUCCGGACAUACGGAUGCACAAACACUCGCCCUUAUGCUGCAGGAGCAGCUCGAUGCAAUUAAUAAUGAAAUCAGGUUAAUACAAGAAGAAAAGGAAACUACUGAACAACGGGCGGAAGAGUUGGAGAACCGAGUGGGUAGCCAGAACCUCGACUACGGCCGGUGGCGGGCGCAGGGUGGUAACAAUCAGUAUGAGAUGCAUGAAAGGAACUCACCACCGCUUAGUGGGCGGUCGACGCCAACAGCACGAAAUUAUCCCACGCCUAGUCGAGAAAUGUUGCAGAAGUAUCAUACGGCCCCAGCCAAUAUGUCAGUCCAACACAUGUAUGCCUACUCUGCCUCGAGCCCCCACUUAGCUAUGACCACCGACCCCUCACAGAUGUAUGAUGAGAGGAAUCCCGAGCUAGAUCCAGAAAACAGGGGGCCAGAUAGUCCUGGGAACAAGGAUGACGGACGACAAAUCAAGUGUGAAUCGAGUCCCCCGACGCCGCGCUCGCUACGGUUAGAGCGAGUAGCCGCAGCACUCGCACAGAGCACGGAGGAGCUUCGGAGAACGGACAGAUAUCCCUAUGGAAACUUUGGUCGCAGCAAUAUAGACAGUUCACGUAGUAUUAGUAACCCGGGGCCUCUGAGUGGUAUGAUAAACCGCGAGGUUGUUCACCAUCCCCUUCCGAUACCGAGGAAUUCUGGUGAAAGCCAUAGCUCCCCAAGCCCCCUCAGUAGUGCCAGUAAUAGCCAAGACUCGUUACACAAACAGACCAAGAAAAAGGGGAUCAAGAGCUCUCUCGGGCGCUUCUUUAGUAAAAAGGAUAAGGUUAAGGGGAAGGAGAUGCAUGGCCACGGCGCACCAAUGACCAUGGUGCCGCGUGAUAUGGUGCCGAGAGAUAUGAUUCCAAUGGCUAGCAAGUAUAGUGAAAUGCCGCAUGCAGCGCCAGUUGACCAUUCGAGCUCCAAUUUUGUAGAUACGGAUAUAUCAGGAUCAGAUACAUUAAGUUUAACUUUAGGAAAACAGUCUGAAUUUGAUAGAAGGAAAAAGAAAAAAGAGGAGCUAUUAGAGGAAGCAAUGAAAGCUGGUACACCCUUUGCCUUAUGGAACGGACCAACGGUCGUUGCUUGGUUGGAGCUGUGGGUGGGCAUGCCAGCCUGGUACGUAGCUGCGUGUCGAGCGAAUGUUAAAAGUGGUGCCAUUAUGUCCGCGUUGUCGGACCAGGAGAUCCAGCGGGAGAUAGGUAUUAGUAAUCCGCUGCACAGAUUAAAAUUACGCCUGGCCAUUCAGGAGAUGGUCAGCUUGACUAGUCCGUCGGCCCCCAAGACCUCCAGAACGACGUUAGCAUUUGGUGAUAUGAACCACGAGUGGAUAGGUAAUGAAUGGCUGCCGAGCCUUGGUCUACCUCAGUACCGUAGUACCUUUAUGGAGUGCCUCGUUGAUGCUAGGAUGUUAGAUCAUUUAACCAAGAAAGAUCUCCGAGGGCAGUUAAAAAUGGUGGAUAGUUUCCACAGGACCAGUUUACAGUAUGGUAUUAACUGCUUAAAGAGAUUAAAUUAUGAUAGGAAGGAAUUAGAACGACGGCGGGAAGAUAGCAAUAAUGAAAUGAAAGAUGUGUUAGUAUGGACCAAUGAGCGGGUUAUCAAAUGGGCACAAGCAAUCGGGCUGAAGGAGUUCGGCAACAACCUCAUGGAGUCGGGCGUUCACGGCGCGUUGGUUGCUCUGGAUGAGAGUUUUGACCACAACAGUAUGGCAUUGGCAUUGCAGAUAGCAACAGCAAACACACAGGCUCGUCAAACAUUAGAACGUGAAUUCAACAAUUUGUUGGCGCUCGGCACGGACCGACGCCUGGACGAGGGUGAGGGUGGUAAACUCAACCGAGUGCCGUCGUGGAGGAAGAAAUUCCGCCAGAAAGAUGUUCAGAAGAAGGAGAAAGAACGCGACACGAGCAAAGAUUCGCCGGUAUCCAACCGUUCAGUGGGACCAGCAGACUCGUCUGGAUCUGCGGAAUCAUUCAGCAAUCAUUCCCCGCAGUUGAAUGCACGUCCCGGAGCAUCACCGGGAGUCUCGAACGGUGCACGGCCUGGAGCAGACGGUAACGGAUCGCGUGGUGGAGCAAAUGGGUCGCGGACUGGCGGGCCCGGUGAUACGUCAUCUUUGAAGCGACAGACAAUGGGGACAGAGUCCCCACGCACGCCAAACUGUUGAUCGGAAAACCAAUGAGACCAGCAAUAUCGCUGGUUGCAGUGGAGACUCCUAUAUGCUGACGAUGUUACUAUUCAUUUGCAUCGCAAACUGUUGGUUUUUUUCCUGUUUUUACAACAAAGCACUCGAGGCCUUCUGGCAGACCCAACAAUAGUAUGACCACGGGACGCUUGGUGGAUUAGAUUUGACCAGUACUGUAGUCUUUGGUAUAACCUGAUUAAUAUGCAAAUACGAGGGAUGUCCUAUGUGUGUUUAUAUGUAUAUAAGUAUACACUGCAUUGAUAAUAUGUUCCGAUGAACAUUCUGAUGGAUGGAGGUGAUUUAACAAUACAGGGAUACAUGUGAGUGUACAGCGUACCGGAUGGUAUGGUUGGUACUGGACAGUACUUGGUACCAGACGGUACUUGGUACCAGAUGGUACAGAAAGAAACUCUUAUCUCUACAUGGUUUUACACAUCAACGUUGUACAGGAUCAUCGUCACUUAAUCACUCUGUGUAUAUUUCAUUUCCAACUUGAGGAGACCCUGACCACCUGUGCAAUAUGUAACACCGAUAUACUCAAAAUAUAUGUGACUCCUCUGUCAGUCUGGCAUUGCAUGUCGUGAGAGUGCAUGGUUAAGGUGACUUUUACAACUCUGACUCUUCUUUGAAACUUAAGCCUUUACAAGUAAUUGUGAAAGCGUUUGAUUUAAGAUGUCACAACAUGACCAAAAUUCAGUCUCAAAGUCAAGUCAGAGUCGUAAAAUUCAUCUUAACUUCUCUACAUGUGAUCCCAACCAACUUUGGUGAAUAAAGAUAAAUUUCUUUGCAAUCUUACGCACAUCAUGUGUAGAUUCUACCACAUCGAUUUACAUUUGGUUUCUGUGCAGUUGACUGAAAUCCCAUGUACAUUUGAUUGCAACUUAUACAUCUAUGUACUGGUGGUAUAGGCCUUCUUGAGUUGAGGUGUAACUUAACCAGUUAUUUUCCCAUGACAAUCCAUUGGCAGAGUUUAUUCUAAGGUAUUUCAACUACGGUUGGAGCAUGAUCGAUAACUCAGAGUUCAGUGAAAUUAUUUGAAAUUUUCGUAUUGCGGAGAAUGUCGGGACGUAGUCCCUUGACAAAACUAUCAUGGAUCACAUAACUUAUUCCUGUAUUAAUAUAAUGUUUGAUGAAAUUGAAUGUCUGAAUACUGAGAAUGAACUUUGCAAUAGCUGGGAGAGGUAGUUUGAAUAUUUUGAUAAUUAGUAGGGGAUAUAAGCAUGGCACUGUUUGGGAAUGAUAAAUCAGUCUCUUGCUAUUUUUUUUGUGGGCGUUGCCCUGCAUGGGAAGAAGCGUUUCUCGCUGUGAAAUUUAGUUGUUGAAGAAAUAUGAUCCGCUAAUGGCGAUGUCAGUGACAUUGGUACACAGAAGGCUUUCCAGUCACUCACAUGGACGCCGAUUUUAUUUUGUGAUUCUUGGUUUUCACUGGUAAAGACCAUUGGCUGUGGAAAGGGCGCUGGAUAUUGCUGCGUCAGAUGCCCAGGUGUGUAGACACCUAUUCCGUUUGAACUUUCAACUCGACAAUACAUUUUCCAGCAAGUCUGCUCCAACUGGUAGUAUUGUUUAAUUCAUUGUCGAAUCAUGGUCAUUUUUGUAUGAAAACGUAAGAUUCAUUAACGCGUGCUUUGCAUGUAGAUUAAAUUGGAUCAUAGAUGGCAUCGCAGUCACCUCGAGAGAGAUUAUGCCGAAGUUAGCCAUGUUAGAGAUAUGUUAGGACAACUGCCGAUGUUGAAUGCGUGUAGAUGUACCUGAUUCUAGUUGCCUUCAAUAGGUGGUGUAAGUGUAUAAAAAUAGUUUCCGAGACGGAUGCGACUUCUCAUAGUACAGGCGAGGUGAUGACAGCAGACGACCACUUGAAUUACUCCGGCUAAAACUAUUCUGUUAAAUUUACGCUACUGGAAAUAUUUUGCCACAACUAUUGUUGUAGCAGCUCGGAUAAUGUGGACCCUGUCUUCUCCUUCUUGCUAUUCAAAGUCACACACUAGCAGAAGAUGUUUUUCGCCACAAAGUUUUAGUAACUUGAAUUGGUUUGCCAGUGAUGCCUGCAUGGAAAAUAGGCACAUGCUUCGUCUUUUGAAGUUGACUUUGUGUGUAGAUUUGUCUGUAAGUGUGGCUGGUUCAACGAUAAACUCUGUUUGACUCUAUUCUAAUGGGAUUGUUGAUUCAAUUACAAUUUUCAAGCAGUAUGUAAAAUGCCUCAAACUAUGUUCCUGAAUUUGAAUGGUUGCCCUCUCCCUGAAUGACCUCGUCUGUGAGGCUUUUCAACUGCAUCUGUGGACUAACUGAAGCCUCCUGCAAAUGAGCAAUUCAUAUCGCUGUGAGCUGUGAUGAAGAUUGCAUGCAAUAAAUCCCAAGUUUGCAGUGAUCGUUGCGGCCGACAAGCUGAGAAUCGGAUAUCGCAGCAACCUGCAAUCAAUGUCAAACAAAGCGUUCACCAGGUUUACCCACGGACAAGUGAUAUUUUGUCACACAUAGCAGUGAUUAUAAUCAGAGGUUGCAGCAACAAAAAUUGCUUGUUUGUGUGGCGCUUUAUUCCUACACUGGUUUGGAGUCCGACUCCAAGUUUGCACUGCAAAGAUGUCAUUUGUUGUCUUUAACUUUCGCUGGGGAGAGGGUGCGUGCUUCUCUGAACGGAAGGCGUUUGCCAUGAAACUUGGAAAUUCUUACGCAAAAGCCAGUUUCAUGUUGACAGGAUUAAGAAGCUUUUCCAGUGCCUGCACAUGCAUUAUAUGAGUCACAUUUGAGUAUACGAGUCAGUCGCAUUCUGUAUUUUCUACAAAAGAAGUUUAUCCUCCUAGAUGAUAUGAAAUAUUGUCCACACCAAUACCACACCGCCACACAAUUUGUUGAUAAGUUAGUUUCUUUUGUAAAUUUGUCUACAGGUGUACAUAGUUCUAUGCUGUACAUAUCCACAUCGCUUUGGUUAAUUUGUGCAGAAGAUGCAUUUGAUUGUCAGCAUAAUUACAUGCACUAUCUCUUGAAGUGAUUCUUCUGAUGAGGUUCAUUCGCAAUUUUUUUCUCCCCUCUUACUGUUUGGAGGACGAAAAAGUAUGACAACCAGUUGAAAUCCUGUUAAAAUAUUAUUGGUUCAAAAUCAAGAUAAGUUUUUUUGGGCUUUCAAGUCCUUGUCUGAAGAGAAUCCCACCGAAGCGUUGCAAGUACCAUGACUGAAUUAUCUUGUGUAUCAAUACAAUGGCAAUAUCUUACAAUCAGAUGAAAUCCGUCUUAGAAUUUCUCUGCGACAUUCUUAGCCAAGGCAAAGUUCUCACAUUUGAUUAAGUGUUCGAACUGGAGGUAUUGGUUGACUUGUAAAAUUGGGUGGGGGGUGGAGCUAUAAUACCUAGACACCUUGCCGAGGCCUUGAAGUAUUGACAGCUCCAACCUGAGCGGCAUUGAGCAGGACAAUCAACACCAAGAGUAAGGUAUCAAUUUCGGUGCCACAGGCUUUUCCUGAUGUGUGAUCUGUUGGUCUGUUGCAGGAAUCUUGAAGAAAAAUCUUGUAGGGUAUGUGGAGUUGAGAUUGUGUUCAUAGAAAUUACUGGGGCUUUAAUCUAGUCAGCUUUAUGCUUGUUUUUUUGCUGUAGUAAAUGCUUAAACCAGAGUGAAUGAAUUUAGUUUGAGGUAGGUAACUGAUUCGAAUUUGGUAGACAUACUGUUAUAAGGUUCAAUAGAAAUUACGAGAUAAUGUCAAUUUGAGAGAGGAGAUUUAUUCCAGUUUUCUCUGUUAUAUUGGACCUUGUCCAUGUGAAAAGCAUGUUUGCUUGUGGUGCCCUUGACCAGAAAACUUGUAAUGCACAGGUUAUACCAAGUUAUUGAAGUUAAUGUACACUUCCAUGUAUACAGAGGCAUGUGCAGAUGACGUCAUCAAACAAGAGGCACCAUUUUCGAAGUCAAGUUUACAUAUCACUUGGCAAUGUGGCACAUUAUAAUGUGUGCAACAGUGGCAGUACUGUGGUGACGUCAAUCAUGAUGUUAUACUCGCAUGGCACACUUUGUGGGUGACGUCAACAGUGACAAGGUCAAUGUAGAUUGAUGUCCAAAAUGGAUGUCCUAGUGACAUGAAUGACGUCACUGCAUGACCUCUGUUGAUGGAAACACAUCUCACUUUAGUUUAAACAAGGAAACAUGAAAGUUGCAUGUACAUGGGUUCAUCAUUCAGUUAAACGAGAGGUUUCUAUGCCAUGUGGAUGCAAUCUGUUGACAUCGAUGUUAGAAUGGAUUUUCAGGUAAUUAAAAUUCUUCAACUAAAAGGCAAUGUGCGCUUAUUGUGAGUGAAUGGACUGUAGAAUAGAAAUUUGUUGUUUAUUGUUCCACAUUGGAAUUCAGAUGAAAUCAGUAGCUUCAAAUUUAAUCUGAACCGUAUAUAAAUUUCCCAUGAUCUGUCACUUUGAAAGAAUUGAUAGGGGGCAGAGUCAAAAUUCCCAUAAUUAAAAUCCAGCUGGCAGAGUCAAAAUAUCCCAUAGAUUUGAUAACCAGCUGCAGAAUCAAUAGCCCACAGAAUUGAUAACCAGGUGACAGAUUCAGAAUUCCCUCACCUGACUGUUUGAAUGAAUUCCAAAGAUGUGCUGGAUUUGAGACAGUUCUAUCAUUAACCCAACUGACGCUCAUUUCACAUUGGAUAUUUUGGGAUUAGAUACAUAUAUUAUGACAGCAUGCAUCAAUCCAGUCAUAGUGUCUCAAAACUCCAGGUGACGUCAGCAUCACGUUCUCAUUGACUUGCAAAUAGACUGGUUCCAAUACUGCUCUUGAGGGUGUUGUAAAAAGACCUCUGGUGGUAGAAUCGUGAACCAGUCUAGGAACUAGUUGCGGCAUGUUAGCCGAAUACGAUUUGGAAGUGUCAAUUGUUGUUUAAAUCAAACGUUUAUAUAUAGAUUGUAUAAUACUAAUGAAUCUUAAUGUACAUUGACCAAUGUUCUCAUUAACUUUGUUUCUUUACUCAUCAUGUCGGUUAUAUUCAGUCAUUCGCAAUUUGUAUCAUGGUACAUAAACUCUAUGGAACUAAAGUGAAAUAAAAUAAGUUAUUGUUUCAUA
Lineus longissimus is the source of this 9784-nucleotide messenger RNA. Its product is annotated as liprin-alpha-1-like. The record is from RefSeq and is a predicted model, not a curated record. Gene Ontology annotation, biological process: synapse organization. NCBI's taxonomy places the organism in Eukaryota, Metazoa, Nemertea, Pilidiophora, Heteronemertea, Lineidae. Bases 755 to 4735 code for a protein of 1326 amino acids. The transcript is spliced from 29 exons. Gene Ontology annotation, molecular function: protein binding. Gene Ontology annotation, cellular component: presynaptic active zone.